AUGCUGGUGGAUAGAGAGGGGUUGUGGUUUAGAGUGUUGGUAGCUAGGUAUGGGCUUGAGGGAGGUAGUCUUCGGGCAGGAGGUCAGAAAGGGUCGGUGUGGUGGAGGGAGAUAGAGCGUAUUAGGGAGGGUGUUGGCGAGCCAGGAGGCAGUUGGUUUAGGGAGCAUGUCUCGAGGAGGGUGGGGGAUGGGUCAGAUACACUUUUUUGGACCGAUCCGUGGUUGGAUGGGAUUUCGUUGAGGGAGCGGUUUGGGCGCCUUUUUAAGUUGGCUGUAACCAAAUCUCGUUCGGUCGCAGAUAUGUUUGCUUUAGGUUGGGGGGCAGAUGGGGGGCGUGGGAGUGGCGGAGGCGAUUGUUAUACGGUUGGGGGAGUUUAUCAGCUUCUGACGUCUCAGGAUUCAGUUACUUUGGACGAUGCGGAUAACCUUAUUUGGCAUCCUCAGGUUCCUUUGAAGGUUUCCAUCUUUGCUUGGCGUUUAUUGCGGGACAGGUCGCCUACGAGAGCAAAUCUGGUUACUCGAGGUGUUUUGUCUACUACAGGUGCCACUUGUGUUUUUGGAUGUGGAGUGACUGAGUCGGCUCAUCAUUUAUUUCUCUCAUGUGGUAUUUCUGGACCGCUUUGGGAUUUAGUUCGCGACUGGAUUGGGAUUUCUUUGGUGGAUUCCACCUCUCUGCGUGAUCAUUUUGUCCAGUUUACGGCAUCAUCAGGUGGAUCUCGUGCGAGACGGUCCUUUUUGCAGCUUGUGUGGCUCGCUUGUGUUUCGAUUUAUGAAAAAACCCUUCAAAAUUGCCAGUUUAAUCCCACAACCAAAUUCUCAAAUCAUUUGGACAGAAGGGUGAAAAAAGAACACCAUUACAAACAAUCUCUUUAUGGAAACUUAAUGAGUCUUGAGUUCAAUGAUAUGUAUAAGGUCUAA
Molecule: messenger RNA, 918 nt
Organism: Trifolium pratense (red clover)
Lineage: Eukaryota; Viridiplantae; Streptophyta; Magnoliopsida; Fabales; Fabaceae
Exons: 3
Coding region: 1-918 (305 amino acids)
Source: RefSeq, a predicted model, not a curated record